Messenger RNA from Pestalotiopsis fici W106-1, 894 nucleotides. RefSeq lists its product as uncharacterized. Lineage: Eukaryota; Fungi; Ascomycota; Sordariomycetes; Amphisphaeriales; Sporocadaceae. The coding region runs from base 1 to 894 and encodes 297 amino acids. The transcript has 2 exons. The record is from RefSeq and is a predicted model, not a curated record.
AUGGCCGAGACACACCACUUUGAUGCCGCCAGGCUAUUUGGAAUGAAGGGCAAGGUUGCCGUUGUGACUGGAGGAGGGACUGGAAUCGGUCUCAUGAUCACCCAGGCCCUGGCGGCCAACGGUGCAAAAGUCUACAUUACAGGCCGACGCAUGGAGGUAUUAGAGCAGUCGGCCAAGUCACACACCCCAGCCCCCUCGUCUGGCGGCGCCAUCGUUCCCAUUGGCCCCUGCGACGUGACCAAAAAGGACGACCUCGAGAAGCUCGUGACGGAGCUGAGCCAAAAGGAAAAGUGCAUCCACACGCUGGUCUGCAACGCCGGCGUAUCGGGCCCCAAGGCCGAACCCCACCACGAGGACGCCGACGACCUCAAGAAGCGGCUGUGGGAGAACGAGAGCGUCGAGGAGUGGCAGCAGACGCACCUGACGGACGUGACGAGCGUCUACUUUACCACGGUGGCCUUUUUGCCGCUGCUCCAGGCGGCCGUGAGACCAAACGGCGAGCUCGAGCGCUUUGGCGCCUCGGUCAUCACCAUCUCGUCCAUGUCGGGCAUCAUGCGCCACGCCCAGGGCCACUUUAGCUACAAUGCCGCAAAGGGCGCAACCGUCCACCUCACCAAGCUCAUGUCCUCUGAGUUCCAGCGCGCCGGCAUCCGCGUCAACUCUAUUGCUCCCGGCUACUUUCCUUCCGAGAUGACAGCCAAGGAGAGCGAUGAGAAGAACAAGAGUGAGGUUCCGGCCGAGAAAAUUCAGGAAAAAGGCCACGUCCCUCUCCAAAGGCCUGGCCGCGAUGAGGAAAUGGGUAUGACGGCGUUAUACCUGGCCAACAACCACUAUGUCAACGGUGAGAUUAUCGCUGUGGACGGUGGUGUACUGAAUGUCGUUGCUGGUCGAUAA